Molecule: messenger RNA, 1851 nt
Organism: Carcharodon carcharias (great white shark)
Lineage: Eukaryota; Metazoa; Chordata; Chondrichthyes; Lamniformes; Lamnidae
Gene: nt5c3a
Product: 5'-nucleotidase, cytosolic IIIA
Exons: 11
Coding region: 227-1186 (319 amino acids)
Cellular component (GO): cytoplasm
Molecular function (GO): 5'-nucleotidase activity; magnesium ion binding
Source: RefSeq, a predicted model, not a curated record
CACGGAUGGACCGAGUGGCGGUGGUGAAGUUGGGCGCGGUGGCCGGAGCCGGUGUUUGUGUCCUGUUCGGAGGCGCCGUAUUAGCACAAUAUAUAUUUACCAUGAAGAAAAAAGCGGGCCGCAAGACCAAGAUCAUCGAGAUGAUUGCAGCAAGGACGGCCUUAUAGAAACCUGUGCUCAUCUUGUGUUACAAACCAUCUGCAGGUAAACCAUUUGCAGCUGUUGUAUGCAAGUACUGUGGCUCUGGAUGUUGCUGGGCAUCGCUCUCGUGACUGCAGGACGGAGUCAAAGGUUAAUGAGGAGAAAAUAUGCUGCACUACACACACAGAUGCCAGAAUUCCAGAAAAAAAAUGUCCACAUUAAGGACCCUGAGAGAGUGGAAGAAAUCAUAUGCGGUCUUAUCAAAGGAGGAGCUUCCAAACUUCAGAUAAUCUCAGAUUUUGAUAUGACACUAAGCAAGUUCUUCCACAAUGGGAAAAGAUGUCCAACCUGUCACAAUAUCAUUGACAACUGCAAAUUAAUCUCAGAGGACUGUAAGAAAAAGUUAUUCCAAAUUAGGAAUAAGUACUACCCAAUUGAAGUUGAUCCAGCUAUUAGUGCUGAGGAGAAGUACCCUUUCAUGGUUGAAUGGUGGACAAAAGCUCACAAUUUACUGAUUGAACAAGGUAUUGAGAAAGGGAAACUGGCUGCGGUGGUGAGGGAAUCGGACGUGAUGCUGAGAGAUGGUUAUGAGCUGUUUUUCGAUAAGCUGAAUGAGCACAACAUCCCAGUAUUCAUAUUCUCGGCUGGUAUUGGGGAUGUACUGGAGGAGAUUAUUUCUCAGGCUGGCGUCUUUCACUCGAAUGUGAAAGUAGUCUCCAACUUUAUGGACUUUGAUGAGAAGGGUGUUCUGAAAGGCUUUAAAGGUGAACUCAUCCAUGUCUACAAUAAACAUGAUGGAGCCUUAAGGAGCUCUGAGUACUUCAACCAACUGAAGGAGAAUUGUAAUAUCAUCCUUCUGGGUGAUUCACUGGGAGACUUGAGUAUGGCAGAUGGCGUUCAAAAUGUUGAAAGCAUUCUCAAGAUUGGAUUCUUAAAUGAUAAAGUGGAAGAAUGUUUAGAAAAGUACAUUGACUCCUAUGAUAUAGUACUGGUGAAAGAAGAGACACUAGAUCUGACCAAUGCUAUCCUCCAGAAGAUUCUGUGAUGAGCACUGAAGACAUCCAGGCAUGUGGGAGGUUGAAACUGAAAUACUCUUCUACUUUUUGUGUUGUGUAAUUGAACAGCCCCAUUUAUUGAAAAUGCACAUUCUCCAACACCUGGUCCUGAAGAAAAUAUGUAUUCUUAAAGUUUGCACAGAAGUAACAUUGGUGUGUCCUCGCAGUGAAUAAAGGGAACUUUGCUGCUCCUUUAUGAAGAUAGGCAGUUAUAUAACUAUGUGAGCCACUGGCAGAUUUAAACUACCUCUAAAUGUAAUCGUUUAAAUUCUGGCUUUAACCUUUCAAAGCAUUUCCAUGUGUGUUAUUACAGUAUAUGCUGUUUAAUGAGGUUUUGAAUAUUGUAAGCUUGGUGUACUGAAUGGAUAAAUUUCCCACAUUAUAACUAUGACAGGUUCUAUCCAAGAGAUGAACACUGAGGCAGUUUUUAAAAUUUUUUGCAAAUGUUCUGUAGUUGUAGAUAAUUCUGAGGAUGCUUUUUGUUUAUUUGGUUAUAGUUUGUGUUGCCUAUUGAACAUUGUCAUCUGUAUAUUUUAAAAUUAAUGAUGUACAUGAAAGAAAUGGUUAUUCAGUACGUUAAAUUGGUGGAGAGUUUUGAACAUUGGGUCUGCUCUCUUAAAACACUUAAUUUACUGCAAUAAACUCUCCCACUCUA